Aspergillus calidoustus is the source of this 480-nucleotide messenger RNA. The record is from the annotation of a GenBank genome assembly. NCBI's taxonomy places the organism in Eukaryota, Fungi, Ascomycota, Eurotiomycetes, Eurotiales, Aspergillaceae.
AUGUGUGGCUCUGACAUGUUUCUUGCUAUCCUCGCGAUAUUCUUCCCGCCAGUUUCAGUCUGGAUCAAGUUAGGUAUCUGUACAGCCGACUCCAUCAUCAACAUUGCCCUCUGCUGCCUCGGCUACAUCCCUGGUCUUCUUCAUGCCUGGUACAUCAUCCUCAAAUACCCUGAGCCGGACUAUGACGACCCGUCAUACGAACCCGUCCCCAACCGGAGGGGAGAUGUCGAAAACGGACAUGUAACAUACUACUACGUUUCUCACCAGUCUGCUCCAAGCCAGACCCAAAGAGGUUACGGCACUCUCUCCUCGCAACAAGCCUCAGACUCUCAGUCGCAACAACAGAGACAGGCCACUCCUAAACCCCAACAGGAGCAAGGUGCAGCUGGUAGCAGCAGCCAGGGGCAUCACGACGCCCGCCCUCCUCCUACCUACGCAGAAGCCGUCAAGGGCGACAAUAAAGUACAGAACCAUGACUAA